GAGGCUUUACGGUAAACCUCAUCAGCGAGCCAUGGGUGGAGGCGGCAAAUGCGUGCUCCACUGAUGCGCCCUCGGAAGUGAGCGGGUGGCCACUGAGCGGACUAAUGAAGGAGCAAGGCGUUGGUGUUCUUAAACUCUGCAAGUGAAUGCGGCCGAGUUCUACAUCGUACCUAGAUACAUGUCAAGGCGCCGCGAGUAAAGGAGAGCGCAUUCGGCAUGGAAUGCGAGGUACACCGCAGCAGCGCAACCAUGCCGGAUAUUCUCACCUCAAUUACAUGCCCCGUAUCCAGUUAUACCAAGCAAUCGACAUUGUUCACCCGGAGACCGGUGUAAACAUGAACACGAUGAUCCCCGGGCUGGUCAAGUACAGUCACGUCCGCAAAGACAUACUGAACGAGCGGGGUACUGUCGAUCCAGCGAAGUUCAAGGUAAUCAGCGGCUGGAUGACCUCGCGUAUGCUCAUAUCGAGAGCGCGUACACGCUGCAAAUACCGGUGUGGGCUGAGGAAGAGGAGAGAAUACAGGCCACAUUGAGUGGCUAGUCAUCUGGCGCUUAAUGUUGUGGAUUUGUCUUU
Laetiporus sulphureus 93-53 is the source of this 574-nucleotide messenger RNA. RefSeq lists its product as uncharacterized. NCBI's taxonomy places the organism in Eukaryota, Fungi, Basidiomycota, Agaricomycetes, Polyporales, Laetiporaceae. The coding region runs from base 147 to 533 and encodes 128 amino acids. The record is from RefSeq and is a predicted model, not a curated record. The transcript is spliced from 2 exons.